Molecule: messenger RNA, 2928 nt
Organism: Doryrhamphus excisus (bluestripe pipefish)
Lineage: Eukaryota; Metazoa; Chordata; Actinopteri; Syngnathiformes; Syngnathidae
Gene: apoa4a
Product: apolipoprotein A-IV a
Biological process (GO): lipoprotein metabolic process; phospholipid efflux; cholesterol efflux
Cellular component (GO): low-density lipoprotein particle; extracellular region; very-low-density lipoprotein particle
Molecular function (GO): phospholipid binding; cholesterol transfer activity; phosphatidylcholine-sterol O-acyltransferase activator activity
Source: RefSeq, a predicted model, not a curated record
AGCACUAUGCCACACAAAUUCCAUCAUUAAUACAGCGAGAGGUUUUUGCUUGUAAAAGGUGAACUUCCACGUAAAAGGGGUUUUACUGACACCCAGUGGCCAGUGUUGAAUACUACAUAUUACAUGUUUGAAUAUGCUUCUUUCAGUGCUCCCUUACAAAUACGCAAACCUCAUUAUCUGAAACUUUGACAUCAUUUAACAUAAUAAUACAACAUUCUAAUUAAAUGUAUUGGUCAAAAAAAUGGAAAAAAGCAACUUAGUUCCCCUUUUUAAGAAAAUAAAAGUGUAUGAUAAAAUUCCGCUCAAGUGGCACAUUAGGGUCAAAGUCCUGCUCAGGUUUUAUUUGACUUAUUAUAUCUAUGUCUAUGUCACACAUUUGAAAUUGUUUUAGUACAAUAUAUUGCAUUGUACACAGGAAAUGAUGCAGUCAAGUAAAUAGUAGCAGGCUGUUAUCUUGUCCGUUGAUGUGUUGUCUCACAACUCAUCACAUGACAUAGUAACCUUUAUUCAUGUCUUGUCAGAGCGGCUCUUCUCUCCUAGUAAGGACAAGCGGUAUAGAAAUAAAUGAGUCAACCAUAAAUGUCUGUAUUUUCAACUCAAUUAUAGGGAAAAAAUAAAACUAACUUUUGAAUGGAUUUGGAUGACAUCUUUAGGAAUUGUUGGUAUUGUUGGAAUGGUAUUUAAAAACAAAAGAUUAAAUUUUGGGGGUGAUCCGGAUAAUUUGGGCUAUCAUGCUGGUGCUAGCGUGCUAAGGUUAGUGUUAGCAUGUGAGCAGUUUUUUGCUAUUUUCAUGGGUAGACACAUACAAACACCAUUAUCAUGCUCGGUGUUUGCAGGUUUGCUUUUCUAGCAUGCUAGGUGUUAGCAUGUUAGAUUUUCUAGCAUGCUAAUAUGCUAGCAUUUUAUGCUAUUUUCAAGGGUAGACGUAUAUAUGAACACUAUAUGAGCACCAUUGUGCUCGGUGUUAGCAUGCUAACAUUAACAUGUUAGGAUUGCUACCAUGCUAACAUUAGCAUGGUUGUAUUUUCAGCCAUUUUCAUAGGUAGACAAUAUUAUGCUAGGUGUUAGCAUGCUAGCAUUGCUUGUAUGCUAACAUACGUCAUGCUGGUGCUAGUGUGCUUAGGUUAGUGUUAGCAUGUGAGCAGUUUUUUGCUAUUUUCAUGGGUAGACACACGUACAAACACCGUUAUCAUGCUCGGUGUUAGCAGGUUAGCUUUUUUAGCAUGCUAGGUGUUAGCAUGUUAGAUUUUCUAGCAUGCUAAUAUUCGCAUGCUAGCAUUUUUUAGACGUAUAUAUGAACACUAUACAUGAGCACCAUUGUGCUCGGUGUUAGCAUGCUAACAUUAGCAUGUUAGGAUUGCUACCAUGCUAACAUUAGCAUGGUUGUAUUUUCAGCCAUUUUCAUAGGUAGACAAUAUUAUGCUAGGUGUUAGCAUGCUAGCGUUGCUUGUAUGCUAACAUAAAUGUACUAGCCUUUUUUGCGAUUUUCAUGAUUAUAAUACCACCACCAGGUGUUAGCAUUGCUGGCACGGUGUUAUUAGCAUAGUAGCAUUUAGUAGCUCUUCUUUCCUAGUAAGGACAAGCGGUAUAGAAAUAAAUAGGUCAACCACAAUUGUCUGUAUUUUCAACUCAAUUAUAGUGGAAAAAAAAAUAAAAUCUUUAAAAAAAGAGAAAUACUGUAUUGGCAAAUACUUGAGUAUUCAAAUGGAGUAAUUCUAUUCAUUUGUUGACCUGUAAUUCAUGUUUAUCCUUCACCUAAUGUGCUUUAAGGAACAAUUUCAAUGUAAAAGCUAAUUAUUUUUUUGUGAGUAAUAAGUGAGUCCAGUCCAAUCUUCACACUGAUUGUAUCAAGUGACACAUCAUUGUUGUGAUGUGGAACCACCGAGGUGACAACCUAGCAUACUUAGCUGGACUUUACUCCCUUGCCUCCUCCUUAUAAACGCACGCUUGGACCGUGCAGGACUCGCAGUAUUCCGCUCCUCCACAGAGGUAAGACAGUUUCAUUUUUAGGUCAUCUUAUUUAGGAUUUAAAGGACACACACAUAUAUAAAGUCUUGUAAAAUCUGCUUUCUCACCCACAGUGUCAACCAUGAAGCUCCUUUUGGUUCUUGUUUUGGCUCUUUUGUCCGGUUGCAAUGCCAACGUCAUGCGACCCGGCCAGCCUAAGGCGCAGGUGGACAUGGUGAAAGAAGCUUUUUGGGACUACGUAUCCAAGGCCACCUCCACUGCUGAAGACUCCCUGAAGCUCAUCAGGCAGUCUGAGCUCGGAAAGGAAGUCAACACCCUCAUCUCUGAGAGCACCGGCGUCAUCAACAAAUUCACAGAAGCUCUUCGCACCCAGGUGACCCAGGACUUCACAUCGAGCUUCUUUGAGCAAGCCGAACAGCUGAAGAUUCGCCUGGAAAAGGAUCUGAAAGCUAUGGGCGCCAACCUGCAGCCAUACGCUGACGAGGUGGGGACGCACUUGCAGAAGCAGAUGGAGGAGCUGAAGAAGGAGGCGUCCGCCUACGCUGAGAGCCUGGACUCGGAGGCUCUUAAAGCCGCCGUGCUGAGAAAAAGCCAGGAGCUGAAGAGCCACCUUGACAUGAACGUGGACAAACUGCAGACUCAGAUGGUACCUUACAGUGAAGAACUGAAGCAGAAGAUGGAGACAAGCCUGGAGGACUUCAGGAGGAACAUGACACCCCUGGUUCAGAGCUUCCACAGCCAGCUAACAGAGAAAAGCCAGGAGCUCCAGGAGAGGUUGGUUCCUUACGGUGAAGAGCUGAGGGCCAAGCUGAACGUCGACACCCAGAACCUGAAGGAGCAGCUGGCUGCUCUCUGGAAUUCCUUCACCAAGCUGACACAGUAGAGCUUCAAUAUCAUCAUCAGAUGGACUCCUGAACAUUAGUCUACCUCAAGUCUUCUAUUUAAUGUUUGACAUCAAUA